GUUUAGUGCGGGACGAGGUUAUAAUAGUAAUAUUGUUUAGAAUCGGUUUCAGGAUGUUUUAGGGUGUAUUUUGUGUACAAUAACAGAAUAAUGGAGCACUUUGAUGAUGAAAUUAGCAGUGUAGAGGAUGAAACUACUUCUUUGUUCAAUAAUGAAUCGUCCUUUGAAAAGAAGUCUGACGAAUAUAACCAUGAUUUGGAUGAUGAUAUGGAAGAUACAAGAUCAGAAUUAAAGUUUGACAGAGCAUUGGAAACCGAAGAAGAAACUGAAAAAAGAUUGUUAAUAGAAGAAGCUUUAAACAAUGAAUACACUACAAUAAAAACUUGGAAGAAAUUUGCUGUAACACAAUAUGGUUUAGUAGCAGAUGAUUUGAGAUGCAAAGUAUGGCCAUUAUUACUGGAAGUAGAUCCAACUUCCAAUGAAAAAAUACCCUCUCUAGAAGAAUUAUCUAGUCAUAGUGAAUAUCAGCAGGUAGUGUUAGACGUUAAUAGGUCUUUAAAGAGAUUUCCUCCAGGCAUUCCAUACAAGCAGAGGCUAGCUCUGCAAGACCAACUAACAGUUCUUAUAUUACGUGUCAUUAUAAAAUAUCCACAUCUACGAUAUUACCAGGGUUAUCACGACGUCGCCAUAACAUUUUUAUUAGUGGUAGGGGAAGUAGUAGCUUUUAGAAUCAUGGAAAACCUCAGCACGACUCAUUUGAGAGAUUGUAUGGAGCCCACCAUGGAGAAAACUUCCUAUAGGUUAAAUUACAUUUAUGCCCUUUUGUCAAAAGUCGAUCAUGAUCUCUAUAAUUUUUUAGAAAGUGCUUCAGUAGGUACAAUGUUCGCACUUCCUUGGUACCUGACGUGGUUCGGCCACUCCCUCAACCAAUACAAAGACGUGGUGCGAUUGUAUGACUUUUUCCUGGCCUCGCCCCAGGACAUGUCGCUCUACGUCUCCGCAUCUCUUGUCAUUUACAGAAGGCAAGAAGUGUUCGCAGAAGGCUGUGAUAUGGCGAGCAUUCACUGCCUGCUGUCCCAGAUACCAGACAAUCUAAACUUCGAAGCCAUCCUGGAGAAGGCUUCAGAGUACUACAGGAAGUUCCCGCCGGAGAAGCUGGAACAGUUGGUGAAGAGACGGGUGGAAAAAGAGCUGGAACAACGAAAACGAGAAGAACAGCUGAUGAGGAAGAGGCUGAACAGGAACAAAAGCGUCUGGCACAGGAUAAACGGGAAUCUGCCCGCUUGGUGUAUAUUCAAGGGAAAGUACGGAUUGCUAUUUGCCGCUGCCACCGUCCUGCUCGGCUAUAUUUAUUACUUGCGGUUCACCGAAGGACGCCAUCCAUUCAAAAGCAUCUUCAAUACAUGACAUUUGCUGGUCCCUGGUACUAUUAGGUCUAUUACCCAUCAAAGAUUUUAUACCAUUUUUUAAUUUAUUUUUAUAAUGUGUACAUACUAUAUACUAUUACCUUAAGAAAAAAGAAGAGUAAAUAUUCGUUUAUGAAGACUUAUUAAAUAUAAAGAGGUAAAAAAUGCUUAAUUGUCUGUAGAAGAGGCAACAGUGUACUCGAUAACAUAAAUACCGGGGAAAGGUAAAAAGUUCUCAAUUCGGUAUUAAAAAAAUUAGU
This is a messenger RNA of Diabrotica balteata, 1606 nucleotides long. The record is from the annotation of a GenBank genome assembly. Lineage: Eukaryota; Metazoa; Arthropoda; Insecta; Coleoptera; Chrysomelidae.